AGCAGUUUCAUGUCUAUCCUUGUUUGGUUGAUAUGGGAUUUAGAAAGUAAUCGAGUAAUUCAAUACUUUGAGAAAGUAAUUAGUUCAGUAAUCUAAUUACACUGUUGAAGAUGUAAUAAGCUGCACUGUAACUUACCCAGCACUACUAAACAGUAGGUAGCUGAAGACCAUCCUACUAAUUUUAAUGUAAAAAGUAUUUUUUUCAGCAGAGGUAAACAAUAUAUAAUAUACUCGAUACUAUAUAUUCGAUACAUAAACAGUCAUGUUUUGCAUUUAUAAAAAAGAAGAAAAAAAGAUAGUACCUUUUAAAAUAACGUAAUAAUUAGCAAUUGGCUUAUUCAUUCAUUGAUUUGUCAGAUAAUUGUGUGUGUUUGUGUGGAGAGAGAAAGAGAGAUACAAGCGCAUGCGCGCUACAUACAUUUACACUUCCGGGUUUUUUGAAAUGUAACAUUUCGCUUGUGAUGUAUCGAUGAAACUUGUUGCCCGGGCAGAGAAUAAAAAGGUGCUUGGCUGUAAUUAAAGCGACACAUUGUUUAAAGGCAAAAGAAACAGCGGCGGUGAAUACUGUCAUGCUCUGCGAAUUAGACUCUCACUAGACUCGCUCUGAUGGACUGAUGUUGCACUGGUGUGCCUUAUGACCGGACGAACAGCAGCAUGACGCGCCUGAUGUUUCUAGCAGCCGCGGCGUUUCUCCUGUCCGCUCCUGCGAGCGCCUCUCAGGGGGACAAAGAGCCCGUCUAUCGCGACUGCGUCAAACAAUGCGUCCGGACCAACUGCACGGGGGCCCGACUGCGCGGAUUCCAGUCCUCUCAGCCUCCAUACAUGGCACUCACCGGCUGGACGUGUCGUGAUGACUGCAGGUAUCAGUGCAUGUGGACCACCGUGGGUCUGUACCAGGCAGAGGGCUACAGCGUUCCACAGUUUCACGGGAAGUGGCCAUUUGCUCGUUUCCUGUGUUUUGAGGAGCCUGCGUCCGCGCUGGCGUCUCUGCUCAAUGGUCUGGCAUGUCUGCUGAUGCUGCUGAGAUACCGUAGCGCCGUCCCUCGACAGAGCCCCAUGUACCAAACCAUCACCGCCUUCUCACUGGUUUCCCUGAAUGCAUGGUUCUGGUCUACAGUGUUUCACACGAGAGACACCUAUCUAACAGAGAAGAUGGACUACUUCUGUGCAUCAGCUGUCAUUCUUUACUCUAUCUACUUGUGCUGUGUCAGGACGUUGGGCUUGCGUAGGCCUGCAAUUUCUAGUAUGGUGGGAGUUCUGCUCAUUCUGGCCUUCACGUCCCAUGUGUCUUAUCUGACCUUUGUCAGUUUUGACUAUGGGUACAACAUGGCUGCUAAUGCCACCAUAGGCAUGAUAAACCUGUUGUGGUGGUUGUGCUGGUGUUGGCUGAACCGCAGGAUUUUACCGUACUGGUGGAAGUGUGUGAUGGUGGUGCUCUUACUGCAUGGCCUUGCCCUGCUGGAGCUGCUGGAUUUCCCUCCUCUCUUCUGGGUCCUAGAUGCUCAUGCCGUCUGGCACCUCAGCACCGUGCCCGUCCACUUCCUCUUUUACAGUUUUCUCAUAGAUGACAGCCUUCACCUCCUCAACACAGAGAAGCCUGGAGUGAAACUGGACUAGGAGGAAACAGUCUCAGAACCCCAACCCCUCCUCUGAUAUCCUUCUCAUCAGGGCAAGUGCGAGCCGGACUGAGCCAAGCCUCAACCGCAGUGGCUUCCGGCACAUGUCCCGGGGCUGAAGUUCUGAAUUUCAUUGUUUUCCUUUGUUUUUACUGUUUCUUUUUACCAUAACUUUUUUAUUUUUGCAUUGUACAGAAAGGAUUGUUGUUUGGGCUGGUUUUAAAGAUGUGCCACUGUACUGUAGUUGAAACCUGAUAGAUGUUUGCAUUCACUUGAGCUUUGCCUUUCAAUUAAGAAGUAAAUCAGCCUUUAUCAUCACAGCACUCUUUUAAAAAGGUGCACUGAAUAAUAACCAUCUUUGCAGAUGAAUAUCUUCACAUAAGUUGUUCAUAUCUCCCACUCAUAUCCGUCUACAUUUGUGGUGCUUGAUUUAGUGGCCCUGAAUUGAAUAUAUCUCCGAGAUAAAAGUAGAUUGAGCUUAAGUUUUAAACAUCCAUUCACUAUAAGCGUGCUGAACUUCAGGAGGGGUUAUGAGUGAGCAGUGUGCUCUGUUUUUGAGACAUGUGGCUGUUACCUCACCAGGGUGCAACACCAGUGGCUACCAGCAGAAGGUAGUGCUGAUUAGCUUCCAUAUUGCAGGAAGUCACUUUUCGUUCACUGUUCUGUGAAUUCCCAGCAUAGACUUGUGAUGGAUUGGAUGUUUUGUUGUUGUAGCAGUGCAUAUAUCAAGUUACCCAUUUUUCCAUAGUCAUCACUCAGUUUAAUCACUGUAGAUAAAAAAGAAAUAGUCCACACACAAAUGAAAAUUAGUGCUGAAAAUUAACAUAAGGAAAAGUUUAGUAGAAAGUUCAUAUAAUAAAAAUAAAAGGUCACCAUUGAUCGACAAGCUUUAAAAAUGGCAAAAAGCACCAUGGCCUCUAUCGGCCCAUUCACACCAAAAACGAUAACUAUGAAGUUUGAAAACAUUCUAAUUCUGUUAGAAUAAGAACGUUUACAUCGUUAUAACAGUGAUGACACAGGAAUGAUAUCAUUGGAAUCACUUUCAGAACAAUUUUUUCUAGCUCAUGAAUGAUAAAAACAUUGACAGCCAAUCAAAAUCCAUCUUGCUUUUAAGAGCCCAAGCAUUUUAAGAGCCCCGGUGAUGAAACUCAAGUUUUUAAUGUUGUUUACAUGUCUAUCAGGUGUUUUAAUAUGCCAAACUAUGUGCAAACUCAAAAGUCAACACCACUGCAGAUCAGUUUCUCCUUAAAACUGCGGUGUACCAAAGACUCAAAAAUGCAACAA
Cyprinus carpio (common carp) is the source of this 2900-nucleotide messenger RNA. It is a transcript of the gene pgap3, whose product is annotated as post-GPI attachment to proteins phospholipase 3. Gene Ontology annotation, biological process: GPI anchor biosynthetic process. Gene Ontology annotation, cellular component: endoplasmic reticulum membrane. Gene Ontology annotation, molecular function: hydrolase activity, acting on ester bonds. The record is from RefSeq and is a predicted model, not a curated record. Lineage: Eukaryota; Metazoa; Chordata; Actinopteri; Cypriniformes; Cyprinidae.